AUGAUUUACAUCCAAUCAAUGGAUGAGGAAGAGAGAUACGUAACUCAUAACGGGGUCAACAUUUAGAUCGCAUGCUUGCUGGUGCUGCCUACAAAAUUUGUGUCUGCUCUCCUCAUUGGGCAGACACCAUCUCUCCUCUCUCUCUCUUCACCUCUCUGUUUUCUCCCUCCCCCUCUCAUUUCCACCCUCCUAUCUUUCUUUCCCAGCAAAGCCGUCCAGCCCGCCUGCACAUUCAGCCCCUCCUGCUCUCGUCUCCCAAGGUCGCUCCAGUCUGAAAAGAGACAGGAACAGCAGGUGCACUGCAGAAAGCUACCACCGCUCUCCCUGUGUGCGCGCAUAUAGUGUGUGUGAGAGCCAUGUGAGAGAGUGAACGCAUUCCAUUGGAGCUCUGCAGAGCUGGGCAAAAAUUGAAGCUUCACUUUUAGAGGAUGUGUGCAGUCGCAGGCAGACAGGAUGCAGAUGUUUGUCAACAUCAUGACCCCCACAGCUGCUUAGACUGCAGAGGAGGCGAGGGAGCUACCGUUGCACUGGACUGGGAUUGUCUCUGACCCCCCCCACCCCUCGCCUUCCCUGUUUCUCCUCUUUGUCACUGGAUCUAAAUACUGCAAGCUGCAUUUAAGGGAGAACCGAAAGGUGGCCACACUGGAAAUUUCGAAGAUCUGCUGAAGAGGCUAGUCCCAGUUCCACCAUGUCCUUGGCAUUCUGUGGGAGUGAGAAUAACUCGGCGGCCUACAAUGUGGACGGGGGUGUUCUGAACAACGGGUGUUUCCUGGACGCACUCAACGUGGUGCCACACGUCUUCCUCCUCUUCAUCACAUUCCCCAUCCUCUUCAUCGGCUGGGGAAGUCAGAGCUCAAAAGUCCACAUCCACCACAGCAUCUGGCUUCAAUUCCCAGGUCACAACCUGCGUUGGUUGCUCACCUUUGUGCUGCUCUUCAUUCUUGUCUGUGAGAUUGCAGAGGGCAUUGUCUCCGAUGGGUUCAGCCAGUCUCUCCAUCUUCACCUGUACAUGCCUGCUGGUCUUGCCUUUAUGGCUGGCAUCACCUCGAUUGUCUACUAUCAUAACAUUGAGACCUCCAACUUUCCCAAACUGCUAUUAGCCCUCCUCAUCUAUUGGGUUCUUGCCUUCAUCAUGAAAACCAUCAAGUUUGCCAAAUACACAGAGCAUGGGAUCGGCCCCAGGCAGCUACGCUAUUGCAUCACGUGCCUGCUGGUGCUGCUCUAUGGACUCCUGUUGGCUGUGGAGAUCAAUGUGAUCCUGGGCAGACGCUACAUGUGUUUCGCCAACCCGACAGAAGUGAAGCCCCCUGAGGACCUUCAGGACCUGGGUGUUCGUUUUCUGCAGCCCUUUGUCAAUCUACUAUCCAAAGCCACCUACUGGUGGAUGAACACCUUCAUAACCUCGGCUCACAGGCGACCCAUUGACCUCAAAGUCAUUGGAAAGCUCCCCAUCGCAAUGAGGGCUCUCACAAACUACAUGAGGCUCCGCAAGGCCUUCGAAAAUCAGAAGAGACCUCAGGGUACGACGCCGCAGGGUCCCAAAUGGAUCUGGCAGGCCUUGAGGAAAGCGUUCGGCAGACCUCUCAUCCUUAGCAUCACAUUCCGCUUCAUGGCUGACGUGCUCGGCUUCGCUGGGCCGCUCUGCAUCUCUGGCAUCGUUCACCACAUCAGCAAGGACAACCGAACCAUCCAGCAACCGAUGAGGUUGCUUGGGAUUUAUUUUCUUUCCUCCAAGGAGUUUCUGGAGAAUGCAUAUGUGCUGGCCGUCUUGCUCUUCUUUGCAUUGCUCCUGCAAAGAACAUUCCUCCAGGCGUCCUACUAUGUGGCUAUCGAGACUGGUAUCAAGCUACGUGGGGCCAUACAGACCAAAAUCUACAACAAGAUCAUGCGUUUGUGCACAUCCAACAUGUCCAUGGGCGAGCUAACUGUCGCUCAGAUUUGCAACCUGGUUGCCAUAGAUACCAACCAGCUCAUGUGGUUCUUCUUCCUCUGUCCAAACUUGUGGGCUAUGCCCGUACAGAUUAUCGUGGGAGUGAUCCUCCUCUAUUACCUCUUGGGAAUCAGUGCCUUGAUAGGAGCCACUGUCAUUGCUGUGCUCGCGCCUGUUCAGUAUUUUGUUGCCACAAAGCUGUCACAGACCCAGAAGAGCACUCUGGAAUAUUCUAGCGAGCGCCUCAAGAAGACCAAUGAAUUGCUUCGAGGCAUCAAAUUACUUAAGCUCUAUGCAUGGGAACGCAUCUUCUGUGACAGUGUGGAGGAGACCAGGGGCAAGGAAUUGACCAGCCUGAGGGCCUUUGCGCUUUACACUUCCAUAUCCAUCUUCAUGAAUGCAGCUAUUCCAAUUGCAGCUGUCUUAACGACAUUUGUUGUUCACGUACACAUCUCGGAGGACGCUGCCUUGUCUCCAGCCGUGGCCUUCGCCUCCCUCUCCCUCUUUCACAUUCUUGUCACGCCACUCUUCCUGCUCUCCAGCGUCGUGCGCUCCACUGUCAAAGCUCUCGUCAGUGUUCAAAAGCUCAGCGAGUUUUUCUCGAGUGAUGAGAUUGGAGAUGAGCUCGAGCCCAGAACGACUUUGACCUCGGGCUCCAACAACCAUAACCAAAAUAGGUACCAGGCUUUGCCCUUGAAAGUGGUGAACAGAAAGCGUCCCCCAAGAGACGACUGGAACAACUACAGAUCACAAGGGGACCAUGAGGGUGACGGACCCUCCCCGGUUGUGGACCAAGACGUUUGUAUCAAGAUUUGCAGCGGUUAUUUUACGUGGACGGACGGACCACCUACGCUAGCCAAUGUGGACAUUGUAGUUCCCUUUGGCAAGCUGACCAUGAUUGUGGGCCAAGUGGGUUGUGGGAAAUCGUCUUUACUGCUGGCGGCGCUGGGUGAGAUGCAGCGAGUCUCAGGAACAGUCACAUGGAAUAGUUUGCCCAAUCUGGAGUCAGAGGGUGAUGAAAGUCCCACAGAUAGAGACACAGCUGGUGAUGGUGACAUCAGGAAGAGAUGUGCCGUGGCCUACGCUUCUCAGAAGCCCUGGCUGUUGAAUGCUUCCGUCACAGAGAACAUCACAUUUGAGAUGCCAAUGAUUAAAACCAGAUACAAGGCUGUCAUCGACGCCUGCUCUCUUCAGCCUGACAUCGACAUCCUUCCACAGGGCGAUCAGACCGAAAUCGGGGAGAGGGGCAUCAUCCUCUCGGGAGGGCAGAAGCAGCGUAUCAGUGUGGCCAGAGCCUUGUAUCAGCAGACUAAUGUUGUCUUUCUGGACGACCCAUUCUCUGCCUUAGACAUUCACUUGAGUGACCAUCUCAUGCAAGACGGUAUCCUCAAACUGCUGAGAGAGGAGAAGAGAACCGUGGUGCUGGUCACACACAAAUUACAGUAUCUGCUGCAUGCCGACUGGAUUAUUGCCAUGAAAGAUGGCACCAUACAGACAGAAGGUACACUUAAGGACAUCCAGAGGUCUGAACCUGAAUUAUUCGAGCAAUGGAAGACGCUGAUGCACAGACAGGACCAGGAGUUUGAGACGGAGACAGUGGCAUCAAGCAUGACAGAUAUGGAGAGGAAAAACUUGCGGAGAGCAAUGUACUCUAGAGAGGCUGCUAAGACUGAAGAGGAAGAGGAUGAGGAAGAGUUUAGGGAGUACAGUAUCUGGACAAUGAUUUGCAGCAGCAGAGCCCAGCUAAAUAAAGAGAUUAGGUUCAUUGGAGAAGAAUCUGUGGAGAGUGAUGAUGACGACAACCUGUCGCAGCUCCUAAAACACACCCUUAUGGUGUCCAUUGACUACUGGCUGGCACACUGGACGUCACACGUCAUCACGGCCAAGUCGGACGCCACAGCACGCAACUGUACACUUGUUCAGGAUUGCGGCUUCAGUCACUCGUGGUAUCUUUCGGUGUUCAGCGUGUUGUGCUGCCUCGGCAUCAUGUUGUGUUUGGCCUCCUCUGUGACUGUGGAGUGGACCGGCCUAAAUGUAGCCAAGAAGCUCCAUCAGAACCUACUGAACAAGAUCACCCUGGCCCCCAUGAGGUUGUUUGAGACCACACCACUUGGCAACAUCCUCAACCGCUUCUCCACAGAUACAAAUACGAUCGACCAGCACAUCCCCACCACCCUGGAGUGUCUUUCUCGCUCCACUUUGCUCUGUGUGUCCGCCCUGGGGGUCAUUUCCUACGUCACGCCCGUGUUCCUCAUCGCCCUCCUGCCGCUGGCUGUCACUUGCUACUUCAUCCAGAAAUACUUUCGUGUGGCUUCCAGGGACCUGCAGCAGCUAGAGGACAGCACCCAACUGCCUCUGCUCUCCCACUUCUCUGAGACAGUGGAAGGUCUCACCACCAUCAGGGCCCUCAGGUACGAGCCCAGGUUCAGACAGAGGUUACUUCAGUUCAUAGACGCCAACAACAUCGCCUCGCUUUUUCUCACAGCAGCCAAUCGGUGGCUGGAGGUCCGCAUGGAAUAUAUCGGGGCCUGUGUGGUGUUGGUAGCAGCUGUGUCUUCCAUUACAAAUUCGCUCAACGAUGGGCUGCCUCCCGGACUAGUGGGGCUGGGCCUCACCUAUGCGCUCAUGGUGUCCAACUACCUGAACUGGAUGGUGCGUAACCUGGCAGACAUGGAAGUACAGCUUGGAUCAGUCAAGAGAAUUAAUGGCCUCCUCAAAACGGAACCCGAGAAUUACGAGGGUCUGCUCAGCCUGUCUCAGGUCCCAGAAGGCUGGCCCCAACGUGGCGAGAUCCAGAUCCAGAAUCUGAGCGUCCGUUACGAUGCCACGCUCAAGCCUGUGCUCAAAAACGUCCACGCACACAUCAACCCUGGACAGAAGGUGGGGAUCUGCGGCAGGACAGGCAGCGGCAAAUCAUCUUUCUCCCUGGCCUUCUUCCGCAUGGUGGACAUGUUUGAAGGGAGAAUUGUGAUCGAUGACAUUGAUAUUGCUAAGCUGCCGCUGCAGACGCUAAGAUCCCGUCUGUCCAUCAUCUUGCAAGACCCGAUCCUCUUCAGCGGCACCAUUCGGUUCAACCUGGAUCCAGAAAUGAAGGCCACGGAUGAGAUGCUUUGGGAAGCUUUGGAGAUAGCUCAGCUGAAGCCUGUUGUUAAGUCACUUCCAGGAGGGCUGGAUGCCAACGUGACAGAGGGGGGAGAGAACUUCAGUCAGGGUCAGCGUCAGCUCUUCUGCUUGGCAAGGGCUUUUGUGAGGAAGAGCAGCAUCCUCAUUAUGGAUGAAGCCACGGCAUCCAUCGACAUGGCAACGGAGAGCAUCUUGCAGAAAGUGGUAAUGACUGCCUUUGCUGACAGAACAGUGGUUAUAAUAGCACAUCGCGUCCACACCAUCUUGAGUGCCGACCUGGUGAUUGUGAUGAAGCGGGGGAUCAUCCUGGAGUAUGAUGAACCCCAGGCCCUGCUGGGAAAGGAGGAGAGUGUCUUUGCCUCCUUCGUACAAGCAGACAAGUAGCACAAGAAGAGAACAUGUCAAACAAAGGAAGACAUUCAAAGUGCAAUUGAUCCAUGGAAUAUUUACCUUUAUUUUUUAUUCAUACUGUAUUAUAUUUGUAAAUAACAAUGUGAAAUGGUUGUUAAUAAAAUAUAUAUUAUCAUUGAAAUAAAAAAUAU
Syngnathus typhle (broad-nosed pipefish) is the source of this 5595-nucleotide messenger RNA. RefSeq names its product ATP-binding cassette, sub-family C (CFTR/MRP), member 8 (gene abcc8). The transcript is spliced from 41 exons. The coding region runs from base 689 to 5437 and encodes 1582 amino acids. NCBI's taxonomy places the organism in Eukaryota, Metazoa, Chordata, Actinopteri, Syngnathiformes, Syngnathidae. Gene Ontology annotation, biological process: transmembrane transport; potassium ion transport. Gene Ontology annotation, cellular component: membrane. Gene Ontology annotation, molecular function: sulfonylurea receptor activity; ABC-type transporter activity; ATP binding. The record is from RefSeq and is a predicted model, not a curated record.